ACUGCUACUUUCAUGAUGGGUAUUGAGUGACAUCCACUGUAACGUGAACUUGUAGCAUUCAAAGCUGAGAAAUAGCUACCAGCUUUCGAUCAACAUUGAAUUAAAUUUGUAAGGUGACCUAUAAUGCAAUGUAUGGAAAACUUGGAGAAGGUCAGUUUGGUGCUGUGUACAAGUUGGCGAUCGGUGGUCAUGUAUAUGCUCUGAAGAAACUGAAGGAGGUGUCCCACCUGGAUGGUAAACGUCUCGAGGGAGAAUUACGGACACUGACGAUGUGCGCUGAUCACCCUAAUAUCGUAAAAGUGAUUACAGCGCGGAUUGAUGUUGAGAUUAAUAUUCAAAUGGAGUACUGUAACCUUGGAACACUGAAUGACUAUGUCAUAAAAAACAGGCCAGGAGAGGGAACGUUAAAUUAUUUCAUGCUGGACAUGGCACGGGGUAUUCACCAUCUCCACAGACAAAGGAUCAUCCACAGAGACAUCAAACCCAGCAACGUCCUGCUGGUGGCCCGAGCUCAUCAUAUACCCACCUGCAAGAUUGCUGAUGCGGGACUUGCUCGUUUGACCUUUCCAUUUAGUAACCUGGCAACCAUCUCCUACACCUACUACAUGACUACCGGCUUGUGUACCCCUCUGUAUGUCGCCCCUGACGUAUUCACAGGUCAUUAUUCCACAGCCAGUGAUGUUUUCUCUCUUGGAGUACUCUUCUACGCCAUGCAUUCUUUGCAGACCUUCCAUGUAAAGAAUAAAACGUUACUGUACCCAGUCCUCCCACAAUCAAAUGGGAUGUUUCAUUGUGCAAGCCAAGAGGAGAUCAAGAGGGCAGUCAUGAUGCAUGUGUUCAACGCACAAAAAGCCGACAUGGUGAGCUCGAUGCUGGAGUUGCAGCUAUGGUCUCGACCUGGAGCCGACUCAGUGGAGUCUACUAUCAAUUCAUUACUCAGGUUCACUAGGAAACAUGACUCAUGUAACUUGGUUUAAUUUCUCUUGAAAUACCAGAACCUUUUACAGGGAAUUGGACUGCCUGGGGCAUAAUGGCAAUGCAAUGAAACUGUUACAGUGGUUUUGACGAUUCAUUUUAUUCAUUCUGAUUCAUACUGUUACAUCAAAACUGCUUGCUUUCCUUAGAGUGGAAGAAGGGAGGACAGAAAUGGAGGGAUGUUGUGAGAGUGAGUGAGUUAAGUUUUACGCAGCUUUGAGCAAUACCACGGCGGGGGAUACCAGAUAUUGGAUACGUAUAUUACCAUACAAAAUAUGUACACGGUUACCAUUACAGUACACGAAUAUGUGUUUUAUUCCAGGUGUGUUAUUGUUUAUAUAUUACUUCAGUGUUUAUGGUAUCACAGGUAUCAAACAUGUAUUUGCAUAUGAAUGUGUGCACCAACGAUGUUAAUAUUGUCUGUAUGGCUGGUAUGUGUGUGUGUGUGCGUGCGCGUGGGUGCGUGUGUGUUUUGGAGUGGUUUUUUUCAUGUUCUCAAUGUUAUUUUAUGCUUUUAUUGGUAUCUCACAACCUAAUUAGGGUGGCUCAUUGUUGAAUAAAAAUAGGAUUACGAGGUUUGUACAACCGGU
Haliotis rubra (blacklip abalone) is the source of this 1565-nucleotide messenger RNA. RefSeq names its product serine/threonine-protein kinase Nek7-like. NCBI's taxonomy places the organism in Eukaryota, Metazoa, Mollusca, Gastropoda, Lepetellida, Haliotidae. The coding region runs from base 129 to 977 and encodes 282 amino acids. Gene Ontology annotation, molecular function: ATP binding; protein kinase activity. The record is from RefSeq and is a predicted model, not a curated record. Gene Ontology annotation, biological process: protein phosphorylation. The transcript is spliced from 2 exons.